AUGAGAUCCACGGCUUUUUAUUAUUUCGCGUGGCGUUUGGCAGUCGAGGCAAGAAAACAAAGACGAGAAUUAAGUGGUGUUACACAACGCGUUUUUCUUCGACGAACUGAAGACCCUAUGGAUAUUUCUGAAUUGGAGUUUAAAAAAAGAUAUAGAUUGAGUAAAAAUGCAUUUAUAUACCUUUGUCAUGAACUUCGCUCUAAAACAAACUUGAGAGAUAGUAAAAGAAUAAGUUUAGAGCUUAAGGUUCUUUGUGCUUUAUCAUUUUACGCAACGGGCUCAUAUCAACGUUUAGUUGGUAUGGGUAAACAUUUAGGCCAAACAAGUGUUAGCAAAUGUGUUUCUCAAGUUACGGAGGCACUUAACAGCCAAAUAAUAUGCAACAAUUUUAUCAAGUUCCCCACUUCAAGGGCUGAGAGAGACGUCAUUAAGCAAAAAUUUUUGACUACAUAUAAGAUACCGGGUGUCAUUGGCUGCAUAGAUGGAUCACAUUUCCGCAUAUUUACACCACAAAAAGAAAUUGAACACUUAUUUUAUUGCAGAAAGCAUUUUCAUUCCCUUAAUGUACAAGUUGUUUGUGACAGUGAAUGCCGUAUUUUAAAUGUGAAUGCAAAAUAUGGAGGUGCCACCCAUGAUGCUUUUAUUUGGGAUAAUAGCCUAGUAAACCAGUAUAUGCAAGAAUUACAUCUUAACAAUGAACAAGUAUGGCUACUUGGUGAUUCUGGAUAUCCACAAAGGCCAUGGCUCUUCAGAGCACUGUACAUGCCCCCUUACCAUCAGGAUGUCCUAAACCGACAGCAAAUAGUUAUGCAGAUAUAA
Messenger RNA from Parnassius apollo (apollo), 819 nucleotides. The record is from the annotation of a GenBank genome assembly. Lineage: Eukaryota; Metazoa; Arthropoda; Insecta; Lepidoptera; Papilionidae.